Platichthys flesus (European flounder) is the source of this 2314-nucleotide messenger RNA. It is a transcript of the gene pctp, whose product is annotated as phosphatidylcholine transfer protein. The coding region runs from base 1 to 843 and encodes 280 amino acids. Gene Ontology annotation, molecular function: phosphatidylcholine binding; phosphatidylcholine intramembrane carrier activity. NCBI's taxonomy places the organism in Eukaryota, Metazoa, Chordata, Actinopteri, Pleuronectiformes, Pleuronectidae. The record is from RefSeq and is a predicted model, not a curated record. The transcript is spliced from 7 exons.
AUGACGCAGGACCGCUCGGCCCAGCACGAGCUGAGACAUUCCCUGGAGAACGCAGGAUAUGACAUUACAAACUGCUCCGUGAAAUGCGAGGAGCUUCGAAAUCACCAGCAGUUUCACAAGCACUCGUUCUUUACAACCCCCCCGGUGUGGUGUGUGUGUGUGUGUGUGUGUGUGUUGGUGCAGGAGCAGCAGUCCGCCGUCAUGUCGCAGCGCUUCACCGAUGAGGACUUCCAGAGAGCGUGGCUGGAGCUGGACGAGCCGCAGCUGGCGGGAGGAUGGGAGCUCUUCACCGAAACCAUGGGAGUGAAGAUCCACCGCCUCCACGACCAGGGAACGGGACUCUAUGAGUACAAAGUCUUUGGCGUGCUCAGCGGCUGCACCCCGGAGCUGUGUGCCGACGUCUACAUGGACUUGUCCUACCGGAAACAUUGGGAUGGAUAUGUGAAAGAACUCUAUGAGAAAGACUUUGAUGGACAGCCAGCAAUCUACUGGGAAGUCAAAUACCCGGCCCUUAUGUCAAACAGAGACUAUGUGUACAUUAGAGACAGGAGAGACUUGGAAGUUGACGGCAGGAAGAUCUGGGUGAUCCUGGCCAGAAGCUCUCCGGAGAUGCCGUGUCCAGAAAAGAGUGGCGUGCUGCGGGUCAAAGACUACAAGCAGAGCCUUGCACUGGAGAGCGAUGGGAGCAGCGGAACUAAAGUUUUCAUGAAUUACUUCGACAACCCUGGCGGAAUGAUUCCUAACUGGGUGGUGAACUGGGCAGCUAAGAGCGGGGUGCCAGGUUUCUUAACAGACAUGCAGAAGGCCUGCAGCAAGUACGAAACCUUCUGCCAGAAGAAAUGAACACGAUGGAAAAGGACUCGGGCUCAAGGGCAUUGCUCCGUUUUUAUCUUUUAUUUUUUUAUCUUGUUUGUUGAAAUGUGACUGUUGUGUGCGGGGUGAAAGUGGCAUGGUGUGAGCUGCUACCUGAGGUUGCAGCUUGCUGUUGACUCAGGUAUGAUGUGCAUGACCAGCCUCCCUCCUAAAUGUGCUGGUGUGAGUCAAUUCUGUUCCAUUGUACUGUAAUAUACAAAACUGUAUUCUCUUUUCCUUUGAAAUCGUAUGAUUAUUAUUAAUAUACAUAUAUAUGAUCAGUUUUUAUUACUUUAGGCCCUCAACGGUAAAACCAGCUCCUUUCUCACAGCCUUUUGCAGGUGGGAAUGUUUUAUGUUCUGUUUAAAAGGUACAAACAUUGAAGAGAACGAUAGUGUUGCAUCAAAGAUUAAUCAUCUGGUUGCUGUUAAGUGGAAAACUAACUUUUAUGAGUUGUUUAUCCGCCUUUAUUUAAACUGUUAAAAAGGACUUGACUGGUCGCAGUCUAGAUCACAAGGUAAAAUAAGGAUUAUUGCAAAGAAAUUAUUUCUUUAAUACCUCAGCCAAGGACGUUAUGAUUUCAUCCAAAGCAGCUAUAGCCAUAAAUGAAUUGGGUAAUACAACUAUUAAGAGGCUGUGUGAUCAGUUUUUGGUGGACAAUCAGUUUUUGGAACAACACCAACAGAGCCAAAUGCGAUCAAUCUCAGUCUAUUCGUUAUAUUCAAAUAACGAAUUAAAACCAAACUUGUCAAAAACCUGAACAAUGGGACGUUCCGUCAGUGUGAGAAGAGCUAAAUACAAUGACAGAAACUGUGUUGGGCAAAAUGUAUUUGAUGUGUACUUUGAUUAGCAUGGAGGUUGGGUUUAUAACCUAUACUGCAACCAGCCACAAGGAGGUGAUCAGGAUGCUUUGGCUUCACUUUUGGGACCUGUCAUGUUAUCUAUCUUGAAUACAAUUUAUGGAUCCGACUCAGGAGUACUGAGUCCUUAUGACACCUGAGUACUCAUGGGUCGGACAUGUUUACAGACAUCUCUUCUGAUGGUCUCCAGGUAGUUAAAGUUUCCGACAAUGUCUCUUCUUCGUACUGUACAUGUUAAAAGUUUACAGAUCUGAUUUAUAAUGAUGUUUUCGGUCUUCUCACUGUCAACUUUAAUUCACUGGAAAUUCACUCAUGUACUACAAUGAAGUGAAAGUUCAAACAACAAAUCAAGCACUUUUUUACACUUUUUUCGGCUUCUUGAUUGUCCUUUCUCAAGGGUUCAUUACUUAUGCAAAGAUCCUGGUAUGGAUGCAUUGAAUCAGAGGUACAGUAUCUGAUUUGUUACUGUAUUUAGGAUGCACCUCAGUUCCUCAGCACUCCUGUUGAUCCAGAAGAAUUGGGUUUAAUCUGAUUAUGAAAUGCUUAUUACUGUGUAAUACUGCUGUGUUACUGGAAUAAAUAAACUUAAAUUUGAAAUUUUA